UACUUUGUUCACUUCAAAAGAAAUAUCAUCAUGAAAGCUUUACUUUUACUUUGUUCUUGUUUUGCCUUUUCUAAUGCUUCUCUUUGGGAUUUACUCAACAAAAUAACGGGAACCAAUGGGCAAUGCAGUACUGCUCCAAGCUUCAAAGAUCCUCUGAUAGCUACAGAUCCUAUGUGUGAGGCUAAAGCAGAUUCGGGAGACUGUACUUUCUAUGAUUGUUUUGAAGACAGAUAUUCCUGUGGACUAUGUGGCUUUCCUAAAACAUAUGACCUAUACAACUGUGAAAAAAUGCAUAUGCCUUUGUAUAUAGACAAAUUUACUCCCCAGGGACAGAAGUUUAUAUUAGACGCUGGUAAAUGUCUGACACUGUUUAUGAAAUCUUUAUACCGAUUGGACAGACUAAGUUGUGAUGUGGUCAAACAUCAAAUGGAGGAAAAAGUCUCAGAAUGUUUCAUCAGCAGUGGCUUCUGUGAUAUUUUGAUGGAAAACAGAAACGCAUUGUGGUCUGUCUACAAUGUUAAGAAAAUCCUCAAAAAUCCAAAAAUUGUUGGAGAAGUCAUGGACAUUUCAAAGAACUGCAGUGAACAGAUUGCCACAUGGGCAUUUGGACAUGCACAAACUGAUAUUACCAAAACACAGACAAACAUUAACUCUGGUUUAUCUCAAUUGAUUAAUGCAUUUGGCAAGAAGUAAUUAUAUUUUUUUUUAAUUUCUCUUAAGGAACAGUUUCUUAUUAGUAUGAUUGUUUUUUUUCAUUUUUAUUUAAUAAAAACAUAAAAGUAAAAAAACUUUCUUAUCCUUGAAACAUGGAAUAUGUCUACCAAAUCACUCAGUUGUCUCAAAUAAACUCAUCAUAGAUACCAG
Messenger RNA from Mytilus californianus (California mussel), 864 nucleotides. RefSeq lists its product as uncharacterized. Gene Ontology annotation, molecular function: hormone activity. Gene Ontology annotation, biological process: intracellular calcium ion homeostasis. The coding region runs from base 31 to 693 and encodes 220 amino acids. The transcript has 4 exons. Lineage: Eukaryota; Metazoa; Mollusca; Bivalvia; Mytilida; Mytilidae. Gene Ontology annotation, cellular component: extracellular region. The record is from RefSeq and is a predicted model, not a curated record.